Amphibalanus amphitrite is the source of this 1212-nucleotide messenger RNA. It is a transcript of the gene Vps25, whose product is annotated as vacuolar protein-sorting-associated protein 25-like. Gene Ontology annotation, biological process: protein transport to vacuole involved in ubiquitin-dependent protein catabolic process via the multivesicular body sorting pathway. The record is from RefSeq and is a predicted model, not a curated record. Lineage: Eukaryota; Metazoa; Arthropoda; Thecostraca; Balanomorpha; Balanidae. The transcript is spliced from 5 exons. Gene Ontology annotation, molecular function: protein homodimerization activity; structural molecule activity. The coding region runs from base 278 to 796 and encodes 172 amino acids. Gene Ontology annotation, cellular component: ESCRT II complex.
AUCGCCCGUGACGUCGGCUCGCGGAAUGCGUCAUACCCUGACAAAAUACCUAGCCGACUGCCGAACAGCGCUACGGCCGCCUCAGACGAACGCGUGAUGACGUGCGCACAAGUGGGCGGGACUUACAGCAUGCGAUCUACCGCAGCUACCGCAGUUGCCGCAGGUGUCCGUGAACAGCACUCGGUUCUUUCAUCCAUGCAGCAUCCAUGGCCUUAGGACCCCUUCGUUUGGAUUGAGAUCUUUUGACAGGACUGGAAUUGUGUGUAGUUUUACUAUCAUGACUGAAUUUGAGUGGCCUUGGCAAUACCAGUUUCCACCCUUCUUUACGCUGCAACCGAAUACUGAGACGCGCCAGAAGCAGGUGUCGGCGUGGCGCUCACUGAUCCUCUCCUACUGUCGCCACCACGGCGUGUACGCGCUGGACGUGGCCCAGUGCGCGCAGUCGCCGCUCUUUUCUAACGUCGCCAUCAAACGCCGUCUCUCGGAAGAGACCAUUCAGACCGUGCUGGACGAUCUGGCCACUUUGGGACACGCUGAGUGGACAGACAAGGCCAAACGCAGGUGCCUGGUGUUGUGGCGCUCGCCGGCUGAGUGGGGUCAGCUGAUCUACGGCUGGGCGGUGGACAGCGGCCUGGUCGGCUCCGUGUGCACCCUGUACGAGCUGACCCAUGGCGACCACCUCACCGACCAGCCGUUCCACGGCCUCUGCGAGGAGCUGCUGGUGCGUGCGCUCGGCUCACUGCAGGCCGCUGGAAAGGCAGAGCUGAUGGACAACGAAGGAGUCAAGUUCUUCUAGCGCCGGCCGGCGCGGUGGUGUGAUCUGUGCUGCUCAGAGCACCGGCGGGCGGCGUCGGCACGGGCGGACGCCUCUGGCUGGUCUCCUCUGGACGGACUCCUGUGUGGGCUCUCGUGUACAGACUUGGCUGGCUGGGAGUGCUCAUACCUUGCGAACUCUGUUGGCCAUUUUGGCCUAUCUGCUUCAAAUAACAAUGACUUUUUUAUUUCAAAGUCAUUUGUUUUACAUUCUUCGAUCCAUUCUCCGAUUAGCUUUUCCAUUGCGGGAAUAAUCAGGGUUUCGAAAAUCGAAAGGUUUGCUAUUGCUGGUUUGCAAUGCUCAGGCUCUGAUGAUGUCAAUGGUAUGCAUACGCGCUCUUUAAGUGCUUGAUUGUUCGAUCUACUAUACUAUUUGUUGAAUGAAACUCUGUCUGUGUG